AUGAACUGAAGAAAUUGCAGACAAAAGAAAGAAAAGAACAGUAAUGUGCGAUGCCUGCCAACAGCAAGGAGCGAGGAACUUUGAAUCUGCGCGAGGGCGCACACGGAAGCCAUCUCCUCGCCGCCCACGUGCCGCACUCGCAGACGGCGCUCCCGUCUUUCGAGACGGCAACAGACCAGUCGCUCCUCCCGAAACUCGCGGACGAAGAUACAAAAUUACAUCGUGUCAUCUGAUGAGCGCGGCGUAACGAAAACCGAAGUGGUUGCACAGAAUAUGAGGAUGGCUGGCUGCAGUCGUCGGCAUCGGCCGAGUAUGGCGAGACGCUUCGACGGGCUGGAAGCUGGCCGAGAGUAGAGCUAUGGAUCUGCCUGGAGACUUGAGUCCUGGAAAACCACCGAGGAGAAAAAAUCUCCUCUACAGCUUCGUUUUCGUCGGCGCCGCAGUGAUGGUCAUCUGCUACCAUUUCUGUAGUCCAUUGAGGCCACGCGAUCUCACGGCCUCCAGCCCGGCCUCUAGUUCCCGUCGGAAGAAAGAGCCAACGUGCGCUGACGUGACUCACGGCUCGAAUGGCAGAGGCAAGUUGCCUCGGCAGACCGGGCAAGGCCUGACCGGGCACCCCAAUGCCUCGUCACCAGCCCCGAGGGUGCGCCUGGUGUACAACCGGGUGCCAAAGUGCGCCUCGACGACGCUGCUGACGCUGCUGCGCAGGCUGUCGGCCACCAACGGAUUCCGGCACCUGCACUGCAGGAUUUACGACAAGAGGAUGCUUACAAGCGACGAGCAGGCUGAAUUCGUAGAAGAGGUGAUGUCUUUGAGGGCGCCCUGCAGCUACGACAGGCACGUCUACUUUCUGGACUUCGAGGAGUUCGGCCAUGCGAACCCUACGUACAUCAACAUGGUCCGGGACCCGGUAGAUCGGAUCGCCUCGUCCUUCUACUACAGCCGGGCCAUCGCCGCACGCCGGCGUGAUCCCACGCUACGCAAGGUGCCGCCGCGCUGGCUGCGCGAGACGUUCGAGGAGUGCGUGCAGCGAGGUGGGGACGGUUGCUGCUUCGCGGAAGGUCAGCCGCACCGGUCGCUGAUGGUGCCUUACUUCUGCGGCCACGACCCGCGCUGCCUAAUUGUGCAAAACUCCUGGGCCCUCGACAAGGCUCGGCAGAACAUUGAGCGACACUUCUCCGUGGUGGGUGUUCUGGAAGACUUGAACACAACGCUGGCACUCCUGGAAACGAGCGUUCCAAUCUUCUUCCGGGGGGCCGCGGCAUUGUACCGUAAGGAAGGACUGCACAAGAAUCGCAACUGGAGUGGUCCAAGCAAGGUGGCACUGCGGACGCGCGAGAUGCUUCGUCGUAACAUCAGCCUCGAGUACGAGCUGUACGAGUUCGUUCGACAGCGGCUCCACGCACAGUGGCGACGCCUGGCCGCCUAGCUCGAUUGUUCCCUACAGCAUGGAAUCCUCGUUUACACUCUUAAAAUGCCAGCAGGAAGUACGGGCCAGGGAUUCCACGAUAAGGCCGACCUUACAAUCCGUCUAUGAAUGCAAAAUGGAACUCAAGACUGCUGUCCCAAUUGGAUAUCGUUAACAUUCCAGUGCCCUCGUCAUUUACAGCUCUUGCGUUGGAAUUACGAAGGAAUUCAGUAUUUUCAGCGAGCCCACACUUUGUGGGCGCUUUUGUUCGCGGGUGUAUAUGCGUUACCGCUACGAUCUAUUCAUGGCAUCUUGGUGUAGCCACUUGGUACGACCACGUAAAUCGAAAUUGCAGUACUUGUGGCGAUAUUCCCCUCGGUAAAAAAGUACUAUGAUAACUCCCAUUAGGACGAACAUGAGUGGAAGAAUUAUUUCUUCUUAUCAGAAGCUUUUCUGAACAGAUAUAAUUAAAGAAGUUCUCUAAUCUAGGUACACCCAAGUACUGAAAUGAAAAGGCACACGUAAACAAAGGGGAAUAUUUUAUAAUCCUAAGCAUUUUUUUAUGCCUCUGCAAAAUGUUACAGUGAUGUUUUAUUGCGUGAAUGCGGCUUACGCGCAAGCGUAUGGGUGCUAUUCCCUUUUUGUGCAUCGUGCGUAGAAUGUUUUAAAGAUGCUUUGAUUGUGAGUAAGUGUGGCGAGUUUCAAAGGCUUAUUUUUUUUUUGUACGUCUUAGUUCCAUUUUCUAAUUUUCUUAAAAUGUAAAGUCACAUUAGGAAAGAUGGUUAAGCACUGUGCAGCAAUGCACAGUCUUUAUUAUUUCAAGGUGUUUGGUAAUGUACUAUUACCCCUUUUCCGUUUGGCUCAUUCAGCUCAAUAUUUCGAAAUGUAAAUGCAUGCACGUCUAGCGUAAACGCUCCAUUACUCAUUUCCCGUAAUCCCUGAACUCCGUGGCGCUAUCACUAACAAACUCAUACAGGUACCUAGGUGUCGAAAUAACGAACCAAUUACCUUCGGUGGGUCACAUCACAAAGCUUUGUGCUAGCACUUCCGGAACAAUUUGUUUCAUCCUACGAAAUGGCAGACGACUGGAAGACUGCCCAAAUCGUUCCUGUUCCCAAGAAAGGUGAUCGUUUGCUGUUAACUAUCGCCGAAUAUCCCCAAUUUCAUCAUGCUUUAAAUUAAUUGAGCACGUCUUUGUUAAUCGCAAAAACGAAUUCCUUAAUCGGCACUCUAUCCUAUCAAAAUUUCACCAUGGUUUUCCUAAAGGGUUUUCAACAGUAAUCGAAUUAAUAACAAUCGCUCAUUCGUUCGCACUUAGCCUAGACAGUUGUGGCCAAGUUGAUCUCAUAUUCUUCGAUUUUAGCAACGCUUUGGUGAAGUCCCUCAUGAUAAAUUAAUUUUAAAGCUAAAGACUGUUGGCCUUCCUGAGCUAUUAGUUAUCUGCAUUUCAGACUAUUUAACUAACCGUGAUCAGUAUGUUUUAAUUGAUGGAAAUUAGUCGGACGGCCUUGCGCUCUAUUCUGGUGUGCCUCAAGGGAGUGUACUGGAUGGAUGGAUGGAAUAACUUUAAUGAAAGGUCCUGCGAGCUACGGGGCACAAGGUCCCAUAGAGCGGGCUACUCCCACGUUGGGACCGUGAGUUUUAACUCCCUGGCCGCAUCGUGGUCUCGCUGAACAGCACAGAGCUGCUCCACCUGGUCCGUGUCGCGUAAUGCUUCUGUAGCCUGGCGGAGUCUUGAUCCUUGUUUGCGUGGGUCCGACCACACGGCCAGAGCAAGUGAUAUACGUCCAAUUUGCUAAGGCAAUUUUCGAGACCCUUUUAUUAAUUCCUCUAAUAUUAACGACAUUCUUCACAGAGUUGUUUCUGGCACAGAGAAUCGUUUGUUUGCGGAUGAUUACGUGCUGUACCGUGAAGUUACAUGUUCUGAUAUCCAGAACGGCCUAUAUAACUCGUUAACUAACAUCCUAGCAUAGUGCCAAGAAUGGUGUGUGCUUCUAAACAAAGAAUAAACAAAGCUCCUUCGCCUAUCACGCAAGAAAAGUUCCUUUCGAUCACAGGUAUCACAUUGGACCAUCACCCUUACACGAAGUCUCCAGUUAUUGUAAGACACUAACAAUCUCUCCCGGAAUUCACAUGCUGAGAAUAUCUGCUGAUCCGCCUUUUGCAAACUAUGUAUUUUAUGGUUAAACUACUCGCUUAUAAUUUACUUAUCACGCCUAAGCUCGAGUAUGCAAGGGUUUUGUGCUGUCAUGUAUAAUACUAUAAUCAAUGUUUAAAAAACUUUAUAAAGAAUUGAAAGGUAAGCAGUAAGGUUUAUUUAUUCAACAUGUUCACCGUUCGAUUCAACGUCUGAGCUAAUGAAGAAUAACAGUAUCGAACCCCUUGAAACAAGAAGAAAAAUUACGCAUGGAGCGUUUCUUUACUUGCUAAUAAAUAACAAAUUUGCUCUUGAUCCUGCACCCUAUGUAUCGUUCCUAACUACACGCCGCACGCGUCACCAUCAAGCCGGUUCACUAACCCCUUACAUUUAUCACACUGUCACAUUCCAAUUUUCCUUUUUGCCUCGUACCAUUAGCGAGUGGAAUUCGCCCACACAAUAAGUGACAACGCAUUCUGAUGCUGCCUUACUUUUACUUGCUUCCUUUGAACCUAUGUUGUCAUUUCAUGUAUUUGAUGCGCUUGGAUCUGUAACACGAUCUGCAGUAUGAAAUAAAUAAAAAAAGAGA
Molecule: messenger RNA, 4134 nt
Organism: Dermacentor albipictus
Lineage: Eukaryota; Metazoa; Arthropoda; Arachnida; Ixodida; Ixodidae
Gene: pip
Product: heparan sulfate 2-O-sulfotransferase pipe
Cellular component (GO): membrane
Molecular function (GO): sulfotransferase activity
Source: RefSeq, a predicted model, not a curated record